CUCAUGGCAACGACCUCUUAGGUUUCCGGGUUUGACAUCUUGAAGGCCGUCUCCAACCCUCAUACGAUCAUCAUGGCGGCCAUGAGAGCUCGACACAAGAUUCGUGCUCCUCGACGGAUUGUCGCAGCUGCCCCGACAGAGGAUUUCGAUACUCUCUGGAACGUGCUAUCAUCUUCCCUCACGGAAAUUCAUACGAAAAAUGCCUCGACCCUCUCGUUUGAAGAACUUUACCGAAAUGCAUACAGGAUGGUGCUGAUGAUGCGGGGUGAUGACCUGUACGAGCGGGUCAAGUCCCUCGAGGAAAACUGGCUACGGAACCACGUUCAAAAGCAGGUUACAGAGUCUAUUCUCCCGAUUCUAGUGCGGGCACAAAAUCCCCAGAGUCUUGCGGAUGUUCAAGAUCAGUCGAACGAGAGGCGGGCAGCGGGGGAACGAUUCUUAGCCGUCGUGAAGGAGGCGUGGUCAGAUCAUCUGCUCUGCAUGGGCAUGAUCACGGAUGUUUUGAUGUACAUGGACCGCAUCACCGCCGCAGAUCGCACCAAGCCUUCCAUUCUCGUCGUAUCCAUGGCGCUCUUCCGCGAUCACGUUCUCCGGGCUCCCGUUCGUUCCGGCUCCGACGUUACUGUUGCACAAGUUUUUGAAUCCACAGUACUCUUCAUGAUACAGUUGGAACGCGCAGGCCAUAUCAUCGACCGGCCAUUGAUUCGAAAUUGCAUGUACAUGCUGGAAGGCCUCUAUGAGACUGUUGCAGAGGAGGAGAGCUCCACCCUGUACCUCGCCACGUUCGAGCCGGCAUUCCUGAGCACUAGCAGGGAUUUUUACAAAGAAGAGGGAGCCCGGUUAUUAGAAGUUGGGGAUGCCGCGACGUUCUGUCGCAUUGCUUCACAGCGCAUUCUGGAGGAACAUGAACGGUGUCAUUACACGCUCGUUGCUCAGACCGAGCCAAAGAUUGGCGAGGUCCUGAACGAGGAGCUGAUUCGCAAGAACAUCGAGGAGGUAGUUCGUCUGGAAGGAACGGGGGUUCGACACAUGCUUGAUCACAAUCAGCUUGAUGGGCUGCGAACAGUGUACACUCUCAAUUCCAGAGUAGACGAAAAGAAGAGCGCACUUACUAGCCAGGUGAGCAAGCGCAUUGUUGAGCUGGGCAUGGAGAUCAACGCUUCGUCUAUUGCUGCGCCACAGGCGCCGGCUUCCGCUGAAAAAGAUGCCGGCAGCGAGAAAAAGGAGAAGGGCAAGGAGAAGGAGAAAGCUGUCAAUCCACAAACUGCAUCAGCAAUCAAGUGGGUUGACGAUAUCUUGACUCUCAAAAAGCAAUUCGACAAUGUCUGGGAAAAAUCUUUCCACUCCGAUCAAAACUUACACAAAUCGAUCGAGGACAGCUUCGAGGACUUCAUUAAUAGGAACACCCGGAGCUCGGAAUACCUCUCUCUCUUCUUUGAUGAAAAUCUCAAGAAGGGCAUCAAGGGCAAGACCGAGGACGAGGUUGAUGCCCUUCUUGACAAUGGUAUCACACUUCUUCGGUACAUCAAGGAUAAGGAUUUGUUCGAGACAUACUACAAGAAGCACCUUGCGCGCCGACUGUUGAUGAAGCGAUCUGCAAGCAUGGACGCGGAACGACAAAUGAUUUCAAAGAUGAAGAUGGAAGUCGGCAACCAGUUCACCCAGCGCAUCGAAGCUAUGUUCAAGGAUAUGACAGUUUCGGAGGACCUCUCGGCGAGUUACAAGGAGCAUAUCCGCCGAAGCGGGGACCCAGACAAAAAGGCCAUCGAUUUGGACGUCCAUGUCCUCACUAGUACCAUGUGGCCAAUGGAAGCCAUGGUCAAGGCCAGAAACGGCCAGGUACAGCUGCCCUGCAUCUUCCCGCGUGAGAUCGACAAUCUCAAACAGAGCUUUGAAAAGUUCUACCUCGACAAGCAUAGCGGUCGCAAGUUAUCUUGGCAAGCGGGCAUGGGCUCGGCGGAUAUCCGAGCUACAUUCCAGCGAAGCAAUGGAAAGACGCUGCGCUAUGAGCUGAAUGUUUCUACAUACAUGCUGGUCAUUCUCCUCCUCUUCAAUGACGUUCCGGAUGGUGAAUCUUUGACGUUUGAGGAGAUUCAGGAGCGCACUUGUAUCCCCGAGUAUGACCUGAUUCGCAACCUGCAAUCUCUGGCGGUAGCUCCCAAGACGAGAGUCUUGAAGAAGGAGCCCAUGAGCAAAGAUGUCAAGCCUACGGAUCGAUUCUCCUUCAACAAUGACUUCCAGAGCGCGUUCGUGAAGGUGCGAAUCGGCGUUGUUGCAGGCGGUGCGAACAAGGUCGAGAAUCAGGAUCAGCGCAAGGAGACAGAGAAGAAGAUGAAUGACGAGCGCGGUGGCAGUAUCGAAGCCGCCAUCGUCCGUAUCAUGAAACAACGGAAGAAGCUUGGUCAUGUUGGCUUGAUGAACGAAGUUCUCACCCAGCUAUCCGCUCGCUUUGUGCCCGACGUGAACAUGGUCAAGAAGCGCAUCGAGAGCCUGAUUGACCGCGAGUAUCUGGAGCGUCUGGAAGAUGAGCCAGCGACAUACGGAUACAUCGCUUAAGACAGCAGUGGUUCAUGCAUAGCUUGAUUACGAUUCCCUCUUCGACUUCAUUUUCCCUUGCUUGAUGACGUUUAUGCAUAUCCGGUUUCUGGGCAUGGCUGGCUUCUCUUCUUUUUUUUUGUCUUUCUCCUCUGGGCUUAGCGAAUGGCGUCUCACGGACGGCAAGUGAAUCGAUUGUACAUAGACAACGGCGAGACGGUCUGCAUUGUGUCUUUUUUUUUUUCGAGUAGUAUGGCAAAUUGUCAUAACUACACUUCUUGAACAUAGUUUUGCGUAAUACUUCGCACCAUAGUCGAACGUAAACAAAGCAUAUCGUUUUCAUGCACCCAUCGCAAACCGUGCAUCUGGGGCCAUUAUCAAGGUAUAUGGUAUGAGAAAUGUAACACUAAACGCCAACGCCAGGAAUGCCGCUACUCCAACCCAGACAUCAAGAUUAACCAAUAACCCCUUGACCUCGCCGGGUGGAAGAUAUAAAGAGCACAACAAAAACCACCCCACCACCUAUCACACCAGAUAAAUCUCAUCCCCCAAUCACAGCAGUUCCACCUCCCCCCUCUCCCAAGCCCUCCUAACCCCCUCCCACCGAACAACCCAAACGUCCCCCAUCCGCAUCGAAACACCAACCUCCUCAACCCCAUCCUCCCCGUCCACCAAGACGGGAACCUCGGCGCCCAAACACCGCACGAAAACAACCUCCUUCGUCUCGGGUCCCUGCACCAUACUCGUCCCACCAGCAUUAUCAUCCAACCGUCUCAAUUGCCUCGGAAACGCGCCCAAAAACGCGCCCCCAUAGUGUCCAGCCAAUAACGUCUGAUGCGCGUGGACGAAGCUCGUUUCCGGCCCCGAGAGCGGGGCCGUAUCGACCAGCGCCGAGAUAUCGGGGACGGAGUCUUCGGGGGUGGUGUUGGGGUUUGCAGAGGAUGUUUGGGAUUGGGAUUGCGAUUGCGAUUGGGAGGUGGAGAGGGGGUUUUUGUUGCGGCUGGCUAGUUGGACUAGAUAGUGCAUGCUGUGUUUUGUGAGUUUUGCCAGGCGCGCGCGUAGUAAGGAGCGGAUGAUGUAUUGGGUGCGGGCAAGGUCGGUUUGGAGGAUGGACAGGCGGAGGUUUAGGUUUGGAUUGUGUGUCGUGUUGGAGAGGUGUGUGUCUGCGGAGGAGGCGGCGAGGUCUUCGAUCGUUUCGAUCUAGCCAGGUACUAGGUAUUAGCACUUGGUGUCUGGUUGAGGGGGUCGAUUGGGAAGAAAGUUGCGAGGGAGUAGGGAGGAAUGCAGAGUAUGUCGAUGCGAGCCUUGGGGAGGCGUGGGACGAACCUGAAUGCGCACGCGAUCCAUCACUCGCUCCAUUAAUGGCGCCGGCCAGGGAAGAAGCUCCGAGACGGCGCGUUCGGCGACCCAGAAGCGCGUUAAUUGUUGGUGAUCGAGGGCGGCGGAUUCCGGGCUGGCGCCGGGGCCACGGUCCACGGAGGCGAGGAUGUCAUCGAUAUCCAUGAGCCCUGGCCUGUGGUUCGAGUGCGAUUGGGGAUUGAGGGACUGGAAAAAUGAGGUGGAGGGGGCGGAGAUCGGAGGAUGAUCGAGGUGGAGCGGGUGCGCCUAGGGUAUCGAAGGCUUACGUGACGAGCAGUGCAUCCCAGCUGAAAUGUGUAGACGGGCAGAUGAUGUUUUGGAACAUUAUUUGCUCUAUUGCAUUGUCAGAUAUUCACGUAGCCCAUCGUAAUGAAAUUGAUAGACUUGGUUAAUCUCUUAACUUUGUCUCGA
Penicillium brasilianum is the source of this 4305-nucleotide messenger RNA. NCBI's taxonomy places the organism in Eukaryota, Fungi, Ascomycota, Eurotiomycetes, Eurotiales, Aspergillaceae. The record is from the annotation of a GenBank genome assembly.